AAUAGAUUAUACAUAUAAAUUAAAGAAAUAAUAGUUCAAGGCUUAUACGAUUGUUUUAAAUUGAAGAAACCAGAACCAGAACCAGAGGAUAAUGUGUUACGUCAACAAGUUGAUGAAUUUAAUAAAAUUAUUAAAUCUAAAGGAUGGAAAUCAGUAAAUUGUUUUAUUUUAAUGUCCAACACAUAUAAUUUAUAUGUACAAGCCAAUGCAAUAAUUAGUUCAUUUCCUUCUGUCAAUAAUGUUGACAAAGAGUCUUUAGAUACUGCAAAAGAGAAAUUUUCAAACGCAUUAAGUUGUUUUUACGGAUAUGUACUUUUGAAAUUACAUCGAUUUUAUCGUAAUAUACCGCCUAUAUAUAUACCGCCUAAUUAUAUUGAAAAGGACAAGUUGAACCAAUUGAAUAAAUUAAUCAAAAUAAUUUGUACGUUUAAACCAUUACUAACUUGUAUGGCUAAUGCACUAGAAUGUUUUGAAAGUAGUUUCCAGAAAGAUAUACUCGAAAUUCUCAAACAAUCAUUAACAUUAACUGAAAACUUGGAAAAACUUGAUGAAACAUAUGAUUAUGAUGCCGUAAUUAAAGAAAUUAAUGAUUCUACUAAUAUACAAGUAGAUUACAAAGACUAUAAAGUUAAAAUAUCAAAAAAUGAAUGUAUCUUAAACAAAUAUUUCGAUAAAUUACUAUCAGUUUUUGAUAAUAACAAAGAAUUCUCAACAUUUAAAAAGAUAGCUCGGCAUAGUGUUAAGUUGUUUUGCAAAAAUUUCAAUUUUACCCAAAAGGUAUAAUAAAUAAUAUAUAUAUUUUUUUGUUAUUUAUGAUGUACUUUGUGAUAUACUAACAAUAAAUAUUAAUUAAAUAUGUAUUUU
This is a messenger RNA of Daktulosphaira vitifoliae (grape phylloxera), 864 nucleotides long. RefSeq lists its product as uncharacterized. The record is from RefSeq and is a predicted model, not a curated record. Lineage: Eukaryota; Metazoa; Arthropoda; Insecta; Hemiptera; Phylloxeridae. Bases 172 to 783 code for a protein of 203 amino acids. The transcript has 2 exons.